ACUUUCAGUCCACCCAGGACGAGCGUAGGCGCCAAAACGACACAUGCGCUUUAAGCUUUGCCGUUGUGACAUAAGCGGACGAAAGCAUGUGCGAAGGGCCCAGCCACCGUCACCACGACGACGAUGAUGAUGAUGAUGAUGUCACGCCCAGCUGCUAUGAGCUGGACAAGAUCCUAAACCGGGGGUGCGCGGCCUAUGCCGCGUAUAACCAGGUGUGGCCUCGGGUCUACAUUGGCGAUGAGCUGACGGCUAAAGAUAAGCUGAAGCUGAAGAAGCUGGGCAUCACGCACGUCCUGAAUGCCGCCGAGGGCACGUGGAACAACGUGGACACGGGCGCCGGUUACUACGGUGACAUGGACGUGGUCUACCACGGCGUCGUGGCGUCGGACACGCCUACGUUUGACCUCAGCCAGUACUUUUUCAGCGCCGCCUGCUUCAUACAAACGGCGCUAGCCGACCCUCGCAACAUAGUGCUGGUGCACUGCGUGAUGGGCAGGAGUCGCUCGGCCACGCUGUUCCUGGCCUACCUGAUGAUCGGCGAAGGCAUGACGUUGGCCGACGCCGCCGAGCACGUCAAGACGCGCCGGAGGAUCCUGCCCAACUGGGGCUUCCUCAAGCAGCUGAGGCAGCUGGACGCACGACUCGCGCAAGAGCGGCGGGGCGGCGCCCAUCGGGCGAGCGAUGCAGCCGAGUUGAGAUGACUUCUGCAAUAAAAUUGGAGGGAUUAAUAACUUUGUGAUUUUU
This is a messenger RNA of Hippocampus zosterae (dwarf seahorse), 744 nucleotides long. Its product is annotated as dual specificity phosphatase 29-like. Lineage: Eukaryota; Metazoa; Chordata; Actinopteri; Syngnathiformes; Syngnathidae. The record is from RefSeq and is a predicted model, not a curated record. Gene Ontology annotation, molecular function: protein tyrosine/serine/threonine phosphatase activity; MAP kinase phosphatase activity. The coding region runs from base 87 to 701 and encodes 204 amino acids. The transcript is spliced from 3 exons. Gene Ontology annotation, cellular component: cytoplasm. Gene Ontology annotation, biological process: negative regulation of MAPK cascade; protein dephosphorylation.